UGCUAUGGGAUGGAUGAGGAAGAAGACCACUAUGUUGCGCAGCUCAGGAAAGUCUAUGACAGCUGCGACACCACGGGGACAGGCUUUCUGGACCAUGAAGAGCUGACCCAACUCUGCCUUAAGCUCCACCUGGAGAAGCAGCUGCCCAUCCUUCUGCAGACUCUUCUUGGAGAUGACCACUUUGCCAGGGUUAACUUUGAGGAAUUUAAGGAAGGUUUUGUGGCCCUGUUGUCAUCAAAUGCUGGGACUGGCCCUUUGGAUGAUGAAGGUAAUUCUUUGGAAUCAGCUGCCUCCUGUGUUGUCCCACCAAAGUAUGUGAGUGGCUCUAAGUGGUAUGGCCGUCGCAGCCGGCCUGAGCGGUGUGACACUGCCACCGAGGCCAGACACACACCAGAGCAGCAGACCAGGGCCAGCCUGAGAAGCCAGCUUCGGCGCUCCGCAUCACUGGAAAGCGUGGAGAGUCUCAAGUCAGAUGAAGAAGCCGAGAGUACUAAAGAACCGCAGAAUGAAUCAUUCGAAGCACAAGGCCAGAUGCAGACCUGGGGCUUGGAGGCCUUUGGGAGCCCCCGGAAGCCCUGCAGCCCCUCCUUUGCCAGCCCUGAGAGCCAGGUCCGGGGCAUUUGGGAGGAGCUGGGGGUCGGCAGCAGUGGACACCUGAGUGAGCAGGAGCUGGCCGUGGUCUGCCAGAGUGUCGGGCUCCGAGGACUCAAGAAAGAGGAGCUUGAGGACCUGUUUAACAAACUGGAUCAAGACGGAGACGGCAGAGUGAGUCUUGAGGAAUUUCAACUUGGCCUGUUCAGUCAUGAGCCCACUUCACUUCUGGAUUCUUCUACUCAGGUCAAACCCAGCAGGCCCUGGUCUCAUUACCAGGUCCCAGAGGAGACUGGUGGCCACACCACCACCACGACCUCGUCCCUCGUUUCCCUGUGUUCAGGCCUGCGCCUCUUCUCCAGCAUUGACGAUGGUACUGGCUUCGCUUUCCCUGAGCAGGUCCUGGCCAUGUGGGCUCAGGAGGGGAUUCCGAACGGCAGCGAGAUCCUGCAGAGCCUGGACUUUAGUGUAGAUGAGAAGGUGAACCUUCUGGAGUUGACCUGGGCCCUCGACAGCGAGCUCAUGGCUGUGGAUGGCGCCAUCCAGCAGGCAGCCCUGGCCUGCUACCGCCAGGAGCUGAGCUACCACCAAGAGCAGACGGAGCAGCUGGCCAGGGAGCGAGACAAGGCCAGGCAGGACCUUGAGAGGACUGAGAAGAGGAACCUGGACUUUGUGAAAGAGAUGGACGACUGCCACUCCGCCCUGGAGCAGCUCACAGAGAAGAAAAUCCAGCACCUGGAGCAGGGCUACAGGGGAAGGCUGACCCUGCUGCGCUCCGAAGUGGAGGCUGAGCGAGAGCUGUUUUGGGAGCAGGCCCGUAGGCAGAAGGCUGUGCUGGAGCGGGACGUGGGGCGUCUGCAGACCGAGGAGGCCAGCCUCCGCCAGAAACUAACUCUGGCCUUGAAGGAAAACAGUCGCUUGCAGAAGGAGAUUCUGGAGGUGGUAGGGAAGCUUUCGGAUUCGGAGAAGCUGGUCCUGAAGCUGCAAGGCGACCUGGAGUUUGUGUUGAAGGACAAGCUGGAGCCGCAGAGUGAGGAGUUCCUGGUUCAGGAGGAGCAGUUCGCAGCAGUCCUGCGGGAGUACGAACUCAAGUGCCGGGACCUGCAGGACCACAAUGACGAGCUAGAGGUUGCGCUGGAGGGCCUGCGGGCACGGCUGCCCGAGAAUGGACAUAACCUCGCAGGCAUCUCAUCUGCGGGUGACUGUGCUCCCGUGAGUGUAGACACGGAGAUCAUGAUGGAGCAGGUUAAGGAACACUGUCACAACCUCAGCAUCCAACUGGAGACCAAGGUAAAUCACUAUGAGAGGGAAAUUGAGGUGAUAAAAAGGAACUUUGAGAAGGAGAGGAAGGAGAUGGAGCAGGCCCAUGAGCGCGAGGUCCAUGCACUGGAGGGCCAGAGAGCCGACCUGGAGAAGCUGCACGAGAAGUCGCGGGAGGUCAUCCAGGGUCUGCAGGAACAACUGCGGGACACGGCCCCCCAGCCCGGGCCCUGCUGUGCACGGGCUCUGUCGGGCCUGGCCCUGCAACUGGAGGAGGAGCUGUCCUUGCGGCGGGCCAGAAUAGAGUUUCAUAGGCUUGCUGAAGAAAACACUGUGUUGAAAAAUGAUCUUGGAAAGACUCAGCAAGAACUUGAAGCUGCAGAAAGCGCAAAUGACACACAGAGGAAGGAAAUUGAGGUUUUAAAGAAAGACAAGGAAAAGGCCUGCUCUGACAUGGAAGAACUCAACAAACAGAAUCAGAAAUACAAGAAUGAAUUGUCCCAGCUCAAGCACAGGGUCCUUCAGUUGGCAGAGGCGGCCUCUACACCCCAGGCCCGGGAAGAGGAGCAUCACGUCUCGAUUCAGCAGCUGACGCGGAGCCUGGAGGCGGCCAGGCAGCAAGGGGUGCAGCAGCGAGAUCAGAUCCAAAAACUUGAAGCUGAACUUGAAUGCAUGAACCAGGAGUGUCAGAGCCUGCGACUGUCACAGUCAGAACUGAUGAAGACUGUCAGGGAGAGUCGAGAUCAGCUGCAGGAUGCCCACCAGAGGCUGAGGCUGGCACAAGCCCAGCAUGCCGAAGAAAGCCAGCGGCUGGUGCCCUGGGAGCGUGUGGCCGAACUGCAGCGCCUGCUCCAUCUCCAGGGAGAGCAGGCAAUGAGGCGCCUGGAUGCACAGCGGGAGGAGCACGAGAAGCAGCUGGAAGCCACAGUGACACGACUGGGAGAGGCAGAGACAGCCCUGCAGAGUGCAGAGACACUACUACAGGAGACCAUGGAUGAGCUGAAGGCACAGCUUGAAAGGAACACAAAGUCUGACCUGCUGCUCAAGGAGCUGUACGUGGAGAACGCGCACCUGGUGAAGGCGCUUCAGGUUACUGAGGAGAAGCAGCGAGGGGCUGAGAAAAAAGGCCGUGUCUUGGAAGAAAAAGUUCGAGCUCUCAACAAACUUAUCGGUAAGAUUGCUCCUGCAGCCCUCUCUGUGUAA
Messenger RNA from Carlito syrichta (Philippine tarsier), 3054 nucleotides. It is a transcript of the gene NINL, whose product is annotated as ninein like. Gene Ontology annotation, molecular function: calcium ion binding. Lineage: Eukaryota; Metazoa; Chordata; Mammalia; Primates; Tarsiidae. The transcript is spliced from 22 exons. The coding region runs from base 10 to 3054 and encodes 1014 amino acids. Gene Ontology annotation, cellular component: centrosome. Gene Ontology annotation, biological process: microtubule anchoring at centrosome. The record is from RefSeq and is a predicted model, not a curated record.